Linnemannia hyalina is the source of this 1404-nucleotide messenger RNA. NCBI's taxonomy places the organism in Eukaryota, Fungi, Mortierellomycota, Mortierellomycetes, Mortierellales, Mortierellaceae. The record is from the annotation of a GenBank genome assembly.
AUGAGCGUACCCCUGUACACAUACCCCUGCUUGACAUCAACAGCCACGGAGGACCUCCUACUUCUCGGUAUCUCCUCAGCCGCCGAAGGAACCCUUAACGUCCACAAACUCGACCUCUCUAACCUCAAUUCCCCCGUUGCAACCCUCUACGCUACACAAAGUUUCCCUACGGAUUGGACGAGUAAAAGUCCCACUGCCUGUUUUCCUUACUCAGGCAACCCAGCCUCAAUCGCCUUCUUUGCACAGUUCGGCUCACUCUCUCGAUUCACCAACAUCAGAGCCAACGGCAAUAUCGAACCUCCCAUCUACUACCGUGAUGUCGCUUUCGUCUCGCCAAAGCUGUACUACACGUCCCAGUAUCCUUCAGCACUUCCAAGUGUGACUGUGGGGACUUUUUCACCAGGAGGCUUAACAGGAUACAGUGUUGUCUUUGACAAGGCUGGCGCAGGCACAAUCUUCAGCACCCAACUCAACACGAACUCGGUUCUCGGAGACCCCAAUGGUAGCCUUAUCACCCUGGCCAAGGCUCAGGACGUGGACAUGAGUGGAAUUAAGUUGACGGACGCUGCGAUCCCAGUGACCAUGAGCAACGUCGGAUAUCUCUUGGACAAGGCGUCCGAUGGAACGACAGUCAUCUACUCCAUCAACCCGAGCCAAUCCCCAAAACUCCAGGCCCUCUCCAUCACAAGCGACGUCCCUACCUUCUCCACCGUCCAGUCAGCAGCCGUAUUGGGAUCAAAAAUCAUCAUCUACAGCACCUCUAACACCAGCGACGUCUUCAUCAACAGCUUCGACACCACCGGAGGAACUUGGACAGGUCCUAAUUUGAUCAAGGCUGCUAAACCUCCAAGCCCUACUUCGUCUAGCAACAACGGCGGCGAUGAUAACGGCGGCACAAAGUCUCCCCUAGGCGCUAUCAUUGGAGGAGUUGUCGGUGGACUGGUCGUUAUUGCCCUGAUCGUUUUCUUCGUUGUUCGCAAACGUCGCAAUGGAUAUAAGCCAGCGGCUGUCAGCCCUCCUACGAACAGCGAUUAUCAGGAUCCUGGUAAAAUCGAGGAUGCAACUACUCCUCCAGCUCUUCCUCUCAUGCAGCAAGUUUACCCCAAUCAACAACAGCAGCAGGCAUAUUAUCAGCAACAGAGUCAGCACCUCCUAUCUACCUCUCACCACCAAAUGCCCCAGCCCAACCCAUCAGACUACCAUAACCAACAGCAACAGCAACCAUACACCUACACACCACCAACACUCUUCUCCCAGGAACAGCCCCUAACCACAGCCCCCAUCAUCUUUCAACCUCAAUCGACCUCAGGAAGCAGCCCAACCUACACUCAGGCUGCGUACUCUUCUUCCAGCCAGCCCUCUAAUCCUCAAUCGACCUCAGGAAGCAGCCCAACCUACACUUAG